This is a messenger RNA of Lachancea dasiensis, 1596 nucleotides long. The record is from the annotation of a GenBank genome assembly. NCBI's taxonomy places the organism in Eukaryota, Fungi, Ascomycota, Saccharomycetes, Saccharomycetales, Saccharomycetaceae.
AUGUCAGAAAUCUCUGAAAAAGUCGAGAUGACAGAAGUUGAAAUACCAGUCUUGGUGUUAGGAGGAAGUUUGGUGGGAUUGAGUGCUGGUUUAUUUCUCGCGGACUGUGGGGUGCCUUGCAUUGUUAUCGAAAAACAUUUGGGGUCUUCCCCACAUCCGAGGGCCAUAGGGUACACGGAACAUACUAUGGAAUUUUUCCGACAUGCCGGCCUUGGUGAUCUCAUCCCACAUCAGAAGCCUGGAAUGCGGCUUCGUCGGGUAAGGGCGACAAGCCUUUUUGGACAAUGGUUCGAGGAAUCAUCAUGGAGUGGGAAGCCCAACGCUCCCAAAUUGGCACAUUUUUCGCCCUGUACGGGAGCUGCCAUUGCGCAGGAUAAGCUUGAGCCUCUUUUGAGAACUAGAGCUUCCCAGCUCGGUUGCGACAUUCGUCAAAAAACUACGCUGUUGGAGUUCAAACAAAACGACGGCAAUGUUGAGGCCACGGUUCGUGAUGAAAUCGCUGGUCACAGCUACAAAAUCAAGGCACAAUACAUGAUUGCUGCGGAUGGAGCAAAGAGCUCAACCCGAGAAGCCCUUGGUAUUGAGCGCAUCGGACGUGGUUAUAUUCAAACUUUGUCCAGUCUUCUCUUUGAGUGUCCAGAGGCGGAUUCUCUGCUCUCGAAGGGAGUUUCGCAGUUUGACAUUGACCAGCCGGACCUCAGGGCAUUUAUGACCACAUACAACGAUGGUAGAUGGGCGAUUAUGUUCAGAGACAAUGUGGAGAGGACUUCGGGUGAGCUUUUAGAAGCCGCUCAAAGAGCGGUAGGUCUCAGUGAAGCGCAAAUCAAGCCGAUCGCAUUUGGUAAUUGGGAUUUAGCAGCUUUAAUCUGCGAAACUUAUUCUAAAGGAAGAGUUUUCUUGGCUGGAGAUGCUGCUCAUUGUUUACCACCUACGCGUGGUGGGUACGGUGCCAACACCGGUAUUGACGACGUCCAUAAUCUGGCCUGGAAGCUAAAAUUUGUAAUUGAUGGGAAGGCCUCCCCAUCCCUGCUGGAUACUUAUUCUGAUGAAAGGCAGCCUAUUGGAUGGCUUAGACAUCAGCAGACCUUUGCUCGUCCCGAUUACGCUUCUGUUUCCCAGGGGAUCGCAAAAGAUGAAGAAAUACUGGACGACGCUGGCAUGGAAUUAGGCCAGCUACAUCUAUCUUCUUCUGUCUGUGGGGCAGACGAGACCACAACUUUGGCCAAGAGACCCGACCUUUGGAAGGGCCAACCGGGUGUUCGAGCACCUCACGCCUGGAUUAUGAGAAGUGAGAUGCGUAUUUCAACUAUAGAUUUGUUCGACAAGAAGUUUGUGCUUCUCUCCGAGUGCGAAGAUUGGAGCAAAGCGGUCGACGCUGCUAGGGUGAAAUUUGAGAUCAACGUAGACUUCUUCCUGGUUGGCAAGGACAUAGUCUUCGAUCAAGAGUUGGAAUUCCAAGAGAAAUUUGGCGUCGGUCCAUUCGGGGCUUCUCUUGUCAGACCCGAUGGGCUGGUGGGGUGGAGAGCUAAGGAGCGGGAAGGUGACCCUUCAAAUGCCCUGAAUGCCACUUUGAGCCAAAUCUUAUUUCCUGAGUAA